AUGUUCCAAAGUAGAAUGAUUUUGAAAAAUCUAUGCAAACAAAAGCUUCAAAUUUCUGGGAAUAAUCUGUUGAAUUCAAGAUUCAAGAUUUGUUCUUCUUCUUCUUCAAUCUCCACCAAGUCAUCUAAGCUUCACAAAUUGAAGAAAACUGAAAACCCAAAUUCGAAAAACAAGAAAGAACCCCAGAAUUUUACUUCACUCUUCAAUGAAAUCAGAGAGAUUUUAGGAACAGGGAGUGUAAUGCCAUAUGAAUCCGCAAAUUUAAAGGACACCCAAUUCGUGAAUUCAUGGUCUUGCCCGGAAAGUGUUUGUGAAAAUGCCAAGAAGAGUACAGAGCUGGAGGAUUCAUUAUCUUGCACAGAACUUGUUUGUGAAAAUGCCAAGCUGGAGGAUUCAUCGUCUUGCACGGAACGUGUUCGUGGAAAUGCUGAGCUGAGGAUAGAGCUGAAGGAUUCAUCAUGUGUUGGUGGAAAUGUGAAGCAGAGUGUAGAGCUGGAAAUGAUGAAUUUACACAAAGAUAAUCGGGUUGAGGAUUCGGUGAAAAGGGAUGUUAGUUCUAUAGUUCACAACAUUACGGGGAUUUUGAGGAGUGAAUGUGAUGUGAUCGCCAUGGAGGAACGGUUGGAAAGUGCAGGUUUUGAGUAUAACGAGGAGGUCGUUGAGAAGGUUUUGAAGAGGUGUUUUAAAGUUCCUCAUUUAGCUUUGAGGUUUUUCGAUUGGUUGAAAACAAGAGAAGGGUUUAGUCAUACUACGGAGACUUAUAACACGAUGAUUUACAUGGCUGUGGACUGUAAAGAGUUUCGUUUGGUUGAUGAAUUGGUGGAAGGAAUGGAGAGGAGUUCUUGUCAGAAAAACCUUAAGACGUGGAGCAUUUUGCUAUCGCAUUAUGGGAAUGGAAAGUUGAUUGGCAAAGCGUUGUCAAUGUUUGAACAGUUGAAGAAGUUAGGUUAUGAGCCCGAUUUAAGGGCUUAUACGAUCAUGUUGAGUUCACUUUGUAAUGCUGGAAAAGCUGACAUAGCUUUGGAGUACUUCAACGAGAUGAUCCAUAAAGGCUUGAUGCUGGAUGCAGCUAUGUCUGGACAGUUACUCAAAUGCUUGGCUAACUCCGGAAAUAUUGCUGCAGUUCACAAAGUUGGCGACGACAUGAUAAGGGUUUGUAGUAUUCCAGAAAACCGCGUCUACAGCCUUAUGCUUAAGAGUUUCUGCAUUGCGGGGAGGAUUACAGAAGCUUUGGAAUUGAUUCGUGAUCUGAAAAGUAAAAACAUAAACCUUGACUCUGAAAUUUUUACAACAUUGGUGAAAGGACUGUGCAAGGCUGAGAGGAUCAAUGAUGCAUUAGAGAUUGUUGAAAUUUUGAAGAAAAGAAACGGUGCUGAUGAGAAGGUUUAUGCAGUCCUUAUAAGUGCAUACUUGAGGAGAAAUGAAAUUUCAAAGGCACUUAAUCUGUUUCAGAGCAUGAAAGAUUCGGGAAGUUUGCUCAACGUUUCGACUUAUACCAAUCUGAUGCAGCACCUUUUCAGGGUUAAAGAGUUUCAAGAAGCGUUGAACCUCUAUAAUGAGAUGACAGAGAUGGGAGUUAAAUUGGAUGCUGUUGCAGCUACUGCUGUAGUUGCAGGUUAUAUCAUCCAAAACCGUAUUUCUGAAAUGUGGGAAGUGUUCGAGAAUAUGAAGGAUAAAGGAAUUGUCUUUACUCGGAAAUCGUACCUCAUAUUUGUCAAGGAACUUACCAAGGUGUCAGGGACAACGGAUAUUUUCAAGGUUCUGAAUGAAAUGAAAGCCUCUAAGAUGUUUAUUGGAAACGAUAUAUUCCAGUAUGUUAUUUCGUACCUGGAGAGAAAAGGAGAUAUGAAGAACAUCAACAUGAUCAAGCUGCUACAGGGGGGUUGUGAAGUUCACAAUCAAGAAAAUGAAACACGUGAUGUGAGCAGUCAACGAGAACAAUACUUGGAGUUAAAUUCAGAAAACCUAGAACAAGUGUCCUCAGCUCAUGACAUGCCAGAGGCAAUUUCAAAAUCCUCUAUUGAAUGUGAUGUACAUGAGGUUUGCCAAAUUUUGAUUUCAUCGAGGGAUUGGUACUUAAUACAAGAACAAUUGGAGAAAUGCAACAUACAGUUCACCCCAGAAAUCGUCAUGGAAGUUUUGCGUAAUUUCAGGCUGCAAGGUCGGUUAGCAUUGCAAUUUUUCUCUUGGGUUGAGAAGCAAAGUAGUUACAGACAUACAAUGGAAUCCUACAAUACAGCUAUUAAAAUAGCAGGACAGGGCAAGGACUUCACUCAGAUGAGAAAUCUAUUCUCCGAUAUGAGGAGAAACGGUUGCUUAGUAACAGCUCAUACUUGGACAAUCAUGAUAAUGCAGUAUGGGAGAACAGGACUCACCGAUAUUGCUGUUCGUACUUUUAAAGAAAUGAAAGACAGCAGUUGUAAACCGACAGAAAGUACGUACAAAGCUUUGAUUACAUCUCUUUGUCAGAAAAAAGGUAGGAGAGUUGAUGAAGCAGUAAAAAUAUUCCAGGAGAUGAUUCAAGUUGGACACAGUCCUGAUAAAGAACUAAUCGAAGAUUAUCUUGGUUGUCUGUGUGAACUUGGUAAAUUAAGGGAUGCCAGAAACUGUACUGAAUCUUUACUAAAGCUCGGUUUCAGUACCCCUUUAGCAUACUCAUUGUACAUUAGAUCACUUUGUCGAGCAUGGAGGCUGGAAGAGGCUUUAGCAUUGAUCAACGAAGUUGAUGACGAGCAACAUGUCUUGAGCCAGUACGUCUACGGAAGUUUAGUCCACGGACUACUACAAAAAGGGCAGUUAGAAGAAGCAUUGGCAAGAAUCGAAUCCAUGAAGCAGGCAGGCAUUCAUCCAACAGUCCAUGUAUAUACUUCCUUGAUUGGCUACUUCUUCAAAGUGAAACAGGCCGGAAAGGCUCUUGAAACUUUCAAAGAAAUGAAAGAUUCAGGCUGCCAACCAACUAUAGUUACCUACUCAGCGUUAAUACGAGGGUACAUGAACGUGGGAAAAGUUUCCGAGGCUCGGGAUGUGUUUCAUCAGAUGAAAAAGAAUGGACCAUAUCCUGAUUUCAAGGCAUACUCCAUGUUCAUCUCUUGUCUAUGUAGGAUUGGUUAUUCUGAAGAAGCUCUUCAACUUAUAUCUGAAAUGUUGGAUGUUGGGAUUGUUCCUAGUACAGUUAAUUAUAGAACUGUCUUCUAUGGGCUCAAUAGAGAAGGUAAACAAGAUUUAGCAAAGACUGUAUUACAUAUGAAGUUAGAUGUGAAAAGGAGGAGAAAGUUUCUAACUUGAUAUUAUUUUUUUGUUCAUAAUUGUAUGA
Solanum verrucosum is the source of this 3313-nucleotide messenger RNA. Its product is annotated as putative pentatricopeptide repeat-containing protein At5g06400, mitochondrial. The record is from RefSeq and is a predicted model, not a curated record. The transcript has a single exon. Bases 1 to 3285 code for a protein of 1094 amino acids. Gene Ontology annotation, molecular function: protein binding. Lineage: Eukaryota; Viridiplantae; Streptophyta; Magnoliopsida; Solanales; Solanaceae.